This is a messenger RNA of Pararge aegeria (speckled wood butterfly), 639 nucleotides long. RefSeq lists its product as uncharacterized. The record is from RefSeq and is a predicted model, not a curated record. The transcript is spliced from 4 exons. Bases 94 to 639 code for a protein of 181 amino acids. NCBI's taxonomy places the organism in Eukaryota, Metazoa, Arthropoda, Insecta, Lepidoptera, Nymphalidae.
AGAGUGUUAUCAUUCCUGAUUUGUGUUUAUUGUUUACACACGCUUUUUGUGUUCGCGCGUGACAGUGUGUUUAGCGAAGUAAACAGUGCAAUUAUGGAUGUGAUCAGUUGCGAUGUUGGACCGCGAGGGCUGUGCGGCUGGCAAGAGAUUUUCACAGAUUUUGACAGCUGGUUAUGCAAAUUCAGCAGGCAUUUGAACCAAAAAAGAUCUUCACGUGUAAUUAAAUCUGUUGAAUUAAUAAUAGAAGAUUCUCCAAUAAAAACUGUAAGCAACAAAGCCAUUGCUGAUGAAGAAAAAGAAAAAAAAAUGGGUUCUUUAACAUUACAACACCUGUUAGUCGAAGGAUUCAGUAUAGAAAAAUGUACAAUAUCAAAUGACAGAAGCAAAAUGCACAUUAUGAAGGACCUGGGUCAUUUUUUAAAUAUUUUCCAAGAUGGCGACGAGUUUAUGGAUUACAAUUAUUUAUUGGUUCGAUUAUUGAGUGGCGGAAAGAAGUAUUUUUAUCAAUACACGAGAUCAAAACUUUUAUUUGUUAAUCAAAAUUUCCGCGACCCAGUGGUCCUGUACUUUGGCAGAAGGGAACGCAGCGAAACCAACUCUCCUUCGAGGAAAAUACCGUGUUUGCAGCAGGCGUCAUAA